CCUAUGGUGCACGUUUCCCUGAAAAGUGCUAACCGUUACAGGGGGAGAAUCUGCCACUUAUAUACCGCAAGGCUCUGCAGUUUGGUUUUCUAGCUCUUUUCCGCAGGCCAUGGACGCAAGCGUCGAACUUCUGAAGCAGAUCUACCGACGAUCCGAGACGGCAGACCCAGCAAAAUCGUACCUAUUCUUUCCCAUCAAAUGGAACCAAUACAGGAAGAAAGGUAAAAUUGAGUAUGCCUGUGCCUACCUUGCGUCCGAACAUUUGCAAAACGCAGAUAUCCUUGCUGAGAGGGCGGUAAGGCGUGGUAGAUUUACCAAAAGCAGGGACUUUUGGAAAAUGGUCACCGACAUAGAGAUCCAACUCGUAGAAAUUGCUCAGAGCAGCGUGCGUGCCUCUGAUCGCAAGACCUUCAAUUAUGAGCCUCUUCCGUGCAAUAACCCCCCUUGCAACACCUGCGAGCGGCAAUGUUUCUUCUGUAUCGUGUCGAGACGCACUACAAGGAAGAGAUCAAGAGGCAGUUACAAGUGCCAGGUCUGCUAUCUGCGCAAGUCCACGUGUCGCAUACCAAAAGCCCACGUUCCCGUGUAUGCAACUGCAGACGAUGGUUCAUCGGCUGGCGAAGAGGGCGGCGACAGUGGUGAAAAUCAGCUUGAGAACGAAGUUGAAGAAGCCGCUGUCAAUAUGUCUGGAGCUCGGGGCGGUCUGUUGGAGCAGAGCAGUAGCAUGCGCCCUCAAGGAGAAGUUCAUACGUUUGUCUCGCACGGGCGUGUAUUAGGAUCAUUCGAGUGUUAGGACACCGUCGCACACACCGAUUUUGACGACGAGCCGUUGGCCGAGAAGCAAUUGCCUCGAAGAAAUGUACGACGGGACAGCCAGUCCGUAUCGUCGGCACAGACGUAAAUCUGCCGGCCCGUCCUCCUACCGUAUGCAUUUC
Messenger RNA from Phanerochaete carnosa HHB-10118-sp, 935 nucleotides. RefSeq lists its product as uncharacterized. Lineage: Eukaryota; Fungi; Basidiomycota; Agaricomycetes; Polyporales; Phanerochaetaceae. The coding region runs from base 110 to 793 and encodes 227 amino acids. The transcript is spliced from 3 exons. The record is from RefSeq and is a predicted model, not a curated record.